AUGGCUCCCAAGAAGAAUAAGCAGCGCGAAAAACUAGAACAGAGCCUUGCAUCUUCUAGCUCGCGUGCACAUCAGCUGCUUUUGGCUAAUUCGGAUGCCAACGUCACGAUGCCGCCCAAUUUCAUUGGUUUUGCUAGCUUUGCACAGCCAACUCGAAACGCCGUCGAGAUCCAAGCUGAGGGAAGCAGGGUGAAUGCUAAGGCCAUGGUGCAAAGCAUCUACGAUGGCUCAGAUCAUGAAAUUGCAUUGAUGCUUAAAAUGUUAGCGAAAAAAGGAAUCGUGACUAAGAACAAGGCGCUACAGAUAUUUCUCACAGAAGUGCUACCAUCUCGCCAGCCAGCAGAGAUCCGCCCAAUGCUUGGCCACUUCAUGCAGUUAUACACUUUCGAAAUGCGCGACCAGAACGAUCGCAAAGUUCGCCAAUUGCUUAAUGAGGUUUUGGCUGCCUUGGCCGAUAAGAUGCGGCCCCGCGCCUUCAUACCGCAUCUACAGCGGCUUCUACCUUAUUGGUACUUGGCCAUGCACGAUAUUAAUGCGGACGUUGCUGGAGUGGCCAAAAAAGCUUUCGAGAAGCUCUUUCCAGAGACAGAGAUGCUGAAGAAUGCGCUUGAAGACUAUUUGCCGGCUAUGCUAGAGGAAUAUCAAAGUUUUUUUGCCAGGACACCCGAAACCUUUGAAGGCAUUCCACUACAAUCUGAUGAAAAGGAGGAACGAUACGAGAGAUGCGUCUCGGCUGCGGUGCUUAGUAUAAAUGCUGUGAUCAAGUUUUUUGGCGAUCAAGAUAUGAUGGACAUGCUGAAUGAUAAAAGAUUCAGCUGCUCCGUUGUCACAGUCGUAUCGUCUGAUAAGUUUACACGUCUUGCGAAUGUAUCGUCCAAACACCCGAACUUCACACUAGAUAUUGUGAGAAGAGCAAUGUAUGUGGUAUUUACGACACUCUGUACAAGUGGCAAGUCAAUAAUUGCUGCGCGUGAAGAGAUGUACGGCAAGGUGAUUCUUGGGAGUCUCGGUGACAAGUGUCCUGCAAACCACGCUGCAAUGUGGAACGCUGUACUCACGUUUUUGCACAACUUUCCUAACGUAUGGCACUCUAGCAGUAGCUUUUCGAACUUUGUAUCCAAUGCAGUGUUUCCGCGUCUAUUUGCUCAAAUUCGACAUGGGUUUUAUGGCUCUGGCCAAUCUUCUUUCCCCACACUGCUGCCAUUUCUAUCAACAGUUCCCUUUAGUGUAGCAGUUGAUUUUGCCUUUGGUCGAUCCGCAUUAUAUUCUGGGGUUCUGGAGCAAUGUUGGAAAUUUAUCGACUCAAAGAAUUCACGAUUUGGUGAGCUACCAGCGAUUUCAGCUUUCUUCGAGUGUGUGACCGGCAUCUUUAGUAUUUUCUUGACGGGUUUAAGCGAAGACUGGCAAAGUAAACUGGCUGAUGAGCACUUUCAACUCAAUUAUGUAAAUCAGUUUGAGAACGUUUUUAAAUCUUCACUCACGACGACACUAAGCUCGCUCGACUUUCCGGAAACUGGAGUUGAGCUUUACGCUAGCAGUUUAAAUAAGUUAUUUACUCGGUUGCGUGACUGUUCAAUGGAUCUUGAUCUGCUCAAAAUGUUAAAAGAAGUCUUCACAGAAAAAAUUCACGCAUGGACAAGGCAAGCUAUCGUCUCGAUGGUGGCUAAAUCAUCUUUUGUUCCCUCGAGAAUCUGCAUACUAAUUCGCAUAAGCGUUAAUGAUGCCCGAGAGAGUGAUACACACGAGGCUGCGCAGUGGCUUUUGACGAGCACUGAGCUUUAUCUACAGUGUCUUGACCUGGUGGACAACUUGGUGGCUGAGCCAGCACUAAUUCCAGCAAAAAUCACGUCUUUUGAUCAUUUGCUGGAGGUAAUAAAUGGAAUUUGUGACGCCCAUCCAUUGAGCCUACUGAUAUCAAAUGAAUACGAUACGCCAGCGGAGACGCACUUUGAUGAUCAUUACCGUCCUGUGCUUCGUGUGCUAUCGAAGUGGAAGAAACUAGCUGACGAUUCUAGCUUGAAUAGCCCUUUUUGUGGUGCCUUGAAGCUAACGCGGCCAUUCUUUAUUGCUGCAAAAAACAAAAAACACUUUCUGCUGCAGCUUUUUAAAGAUUGCAAUAUUCAAUCCGGCGAUUUGGCGGGAGUAAGUGACAUCAUUCGAAACGGACUUAAUUUUCCAGUAACGGAUCUAGGAAAUGAGCAAUGGCUUAACUGUGGGAGCUGGCAUCGUCAGAACGAAAGUAAUGUGUUGCUUAGCGAUCAAGUUUAUCCAGAAUUGAAGGCACUUCAAGCAAUUUGGCAAGGAAAGUUGUUCGAUGAUUUAUUAAUGAUGAGUAUCAAGGGGAGCUCUGAUGACUUUGAUGCAAAUACUUUCAAUGAUUUCAUACAAGCAUGUCUUGGAGGCCUCUUUAACUCACCUGUUGUAAGUUCUGACGCUGUAGUUAUCUUGUGUCACUUUGUGAUCCAAAAAGGUGCCGACAACACUAACGUCAUUGUGAUGCAAAUCCUGACGCAUCUUUGCGAGCUAUUUUAUAAACUUGGUCGGUAUUCAUCAGCGGAACUUAAAGCUGUUGAAAGUGACGUGUACAAGCAACUAUUUCAUUUGUCAGCUCGAGGUAGCUACAGAGUAGAAGCAAGAGCUUUGUGGGAUCAGACUGUCAGCCAAAAUCUCAAGAAGUGGUCUUUGAAACGAACGGAGGACUUCGUGAACGAAUUGGCAAUAUAUAUAAAUGAUCUCCUCUUAGCUGAUUUGCCGGCGGGGGCAGUAUCUUUUAAUGCCAAGCUGUUUGCAGCAUAUGUCAAAUGCUACAUACAUCUUGGUGCUGACCAAACAUUCUACGCAGCUUCUCGACUUGUGGAGAAACUUGAUGCGAUAAAUCUGCGAUGCAACGUAGACGAUCAGAAGGAACUUUUUUACAGCCGAGUUCUGUUAUGUCUGGGCGAGAUUUGCGAGGAUGAGCAACUUGUUGACGCCUUGGUAGCAUAUUUUGUAUGGUUGGCGUCAGAGAAUGAAGUAAAGGCGGUGAGUCUCGUUAUGAAAUUUGUAGACCUAGAUGUUACUCAUGCGUUGACGUGGGUUGUGUUCCACUCGAAUAACCUCUUGCGAAGUGGCUUCGAUCUUGUGGAGAUAAUGGAGAGCUAUAUAUCUUUUGAACAUAUGUACAUAGCUUUGAAGCUGUCUUCGAGCAUUCUCGACAAGGUUGUCGUAGCCAUCAAUUCGUUAUGCCAGAAGAAGCGCAAGCGUGAAAGCGAAGAAGUUCGAAACAUUAUGUUUUUGUGCAAGAACCAAAGCGAGCGCGCCACGAGCCAAAAUCUAAGCUUGCUUACACAAGAGCAACACAAAGUACUAGAUGAAUUGUCUCUCGCAGUGCUAGCUCCAUAUAGCACUGUGACAGUGCGAACAGAUUCUAUCCAGGAGGUUGUGGAUCAAAAUGGUGACUGGAAAGCAGAAUCCACUCAAAUCAUUGCUCUUUCGUUAUUGAGCGCAAUAGGCUCGGAGAAGGAAGUCAACAAUAAAGUUGUCACAGCACUAAGGGGGUUACUUGCUUUAUGCAAUCGUGAUGUGGUUGCUAAACCCGAAGGUGUACUGCUAGAGUACUCACGAUUUGUGGCAGAAGGGGCUAAAAAAGAAGCCAAUUUCUUAAGCGCAUGCAGCUUUACCACGCAAGCAUUUGUUGAUUUGUCGAUUCAGGAAUCGGUUAUUUUACACAUUCAGAACCUGCUCUCGGUGAGUUCGCCUAGUGUUGUGGAAAUUGAAGAAUGGAUUACUAUCACGAACUACGUAGCAGCUCUUUCUCUGUAUUUGCCGAGUGCGACAUCAGAAUUUCGUGAUGCCUGGGAGACUCUUGCACGGCUGAUUGUGACCCAUGCUUUGGCAGGUAAAGCUGAUUACGCGAAAGUCACAUCACUUAAGCUUCAAACGCGAUGGAAGACUAUCGAUAAAAGCAUGAAGGGUGACGAAAAGCAGAUUGUGCUUAGUUACCCGAAUGAGCUAUUAAGUGCACGUUUGGCUUUAAUGAAUCUUGUAAGUGCUAUGUACAAUUUGAGCCCUGAUACUUUACAAAAGCUGGCUGUACACUUUCGCGAAGCACUUUUAUCUACAGUGCUUUGUGCAAUCUCAGAGUGUAUAGAGAUCAAGGCUAGUAUCGUUACUACGUACGUGGCAGUUGCUUCUCCAUCUCAGAGCUUCGAGCUUUUAAGUCUUUGGCUUGGCGUCGAGAAGAUACUAGCUAAUGCACUUCGAGCAUUGCGCUCAACUUUGACGAGCGUACAUGAUGUCGAUUAUAUUAAUCGAGUUGUGCUGGAAUCGUUUGGUGGCAUUGGGGCUCUUGCCUCUCUCUUUAAUCGUAAAAUCUACUCUCUUCAGCCUAUGCUGCGCGUGUUAUUGUACAUUGUGGCAACACAUAGUGGAGCUCUCCGGCUACGCCUGAAUAAUGAUACGACAAUCGAUUUGAAUGCUGAUAAUGAGGUUGCGACAGAAUCUGCGUUAGCCAGAGCGCUCAUCCCAAAGGCCUUGCGCUCAGCCUUGCGUGCGGUAUUCGCUGAUAAGAAUGGUGAAAGCAAUGCUGGCAACAAUAGUAUACUUAAGAAGCGCGAGCAAACAUCUCAGCAAGACACUAUAUGUGUAUUCCUUCUUUGGGAUUUAUUCCUACAGUUGUUUCCUGAGGGAAAAGAUGACAAUAGUACGGCACAUGAAGGUCCUUCGUCGGCUCUUAUCGCGUCCUCGUUAAGUUCAUAUGCUGCGCGUCAUGGAAUGCUAAAAACAUUUCUUGACUAUAGUACAGCGCUAUUAUCGCAAGACCAGCAGUGUAUGUCAAAAAAUGACGCUGCAGACCUUCGAGACGUCGCGCUUUUUGAUGUUUCGGAUCUGGAAAAAGUAGAAGACAAUGAGACAUGGAAUUUCAACGAUAAACGUGUGUUCCAGCUUGCAACACACGUGUUUUUCCGUACAGUAGUUCGUCUACCUGCGAUGGUGCGGUCUUGGUGGAACGAUACUUGCUCGCGAGCCACGCGAAACUGGGCUACCAAGUACUUUGAAGACCACAUCACUCCCUUCGUACUCGCAGCUGAGCUCGAUUUUAUACAAAAAGCUCGCGUGCGCUCAUCACUGACUGAUACGUCCUGGGAAGAUGAAGAAAUGACGGUAAAGGGAAGUCGAGUCUCUCGGGAAAUCACAACUACGUAUGUGAAGGAUGAGUGUGCUUUAGAAAUGGUUUUACGAGUUCCUUCCUCGUAUCCACUACGUUGUGUUGAGGUCGAGUGUACCAAGCGAAUUGGCAUUCCAGAGGAUCGAUGGCGACGAUGGGUGCUUCAAAUUAUUCGUGUCACAUCCUCUCGUGAUGGCUCAUUACUGGACGCGGUGCUGCUCUGGAAACACAAUGUGGAUAAAGAAUUUGAAGGAGUCGAACCAUGUCCAAUUUGUUAUUCCAUUUUGAACCCGAAGAACAUGGCUCUUCCAUCAUUGCCCUGCAAGACAUGCAAGAACAAGUACCACAACUCGUGUCUAUAUAAGUGGUUCAACCAGUCUGGAAAAAACAGGUGUCCAAUUUGUAUGCAGCCCUUUUGCUAA
Plasmopara halstedii is the source of this 5568-nucleotide messenger RNA. Its product is annotated as e3 ubiquitin-protein ligase partial. Gene Ontology annotation, biological process: ribosome-associated ubiquitin-dependent protein catabolic process; rescue of stalled cytosolic ribosome. The transcript has a single exon. Gene Ontology annotation, molecular function: ribosomal large subunit binding; ubiquitin protein ligase activity. The record is from RefSeq and is a predicted model, not a curated record. Gene Ontology annotation, cellular component: cytosol; RQC complex. The coding region runs from base 1 to 5568 and encodes 1855 amino acids. Lineage: Eukaryota; Oomycota; Peronosporomycetes; Peronosporales; Peronosporaceae.